Messenger RNA from Phytophthora sojae, 1866 nucleotides. RefSeq lists its product as hypothetical. The record is from RefSeq and is a predicted model, not a curated record. The transcript has 6 exons. The coding region runs from base 1 to 1866 and encodes 621 amino acids. Lineage: Eukaryota; Oomycota; Peronosporomycetes; Peronosporales; Peronosporaceae.
AUGGUCGCGUCUCCCCCGCCGCCCCCGAUGGAGCUAGCCUCGGCCGCCUUCGUCCAUUUAGGAUGCACCCACGCCCAGCUCUUCCGCUCGGAGUACAAGAGGAGUAAUCGCACUAAGGGUCUCAAGAUCCUUCGAUGCUUCCCGCACUGUUGCCCCAAGCACAUCGACCGCAGCUAUUGCGGCACGUCGCUUAGCGUGCGAGUCGAGCUGGCCGCUCGGUCUCCUGGCGCCGGGCCAGUCGAGCUGUCUCCUACCGAUGCUCUGGCGGUCUUCGCGCGCUUCGAAGCUGUGACCGACGCGAGUAUUCGACCAGGCGAGUGCGUUGAGGUCGCCAAAAUUGCGGCCGGCACUCAGUCCGAGAGUAACUUGGACGGCCAGUGGAUGGAGGGCCUGAUCGACCGUCCGUCCGGACUCAUCACAACUUUCCGCAGGCCUGAUGCACCGGUUGACUACCAGAAGCCGCUUGUUUUUCACUUGAACGGGAAACCCCUAUCGCGUUGGUACUACGACUGGGAGAGCGGGGCUAACAAGGCGCAACGCCUCAUGAAGCACGUGCUCAAAGCUUACGUCGUGGAGCGCUGUGCCGUCGAUCGCCAUGGUAACUUGACCGCGUUCACGGACCCACAGGCUCACACGCAGCUCUAUCGAGUAUCGCGCGUCGUGACUUCACCUGAAUUCACUCAGGUGUCGGGAUUCCCAUACUCCAGUGAUGCUCACGGACUGUUCGAGGGAAACCUGCAGUGGGGGCAAACCAACCUCCCAGCUGCGCGUGUAUCCAGGAAUUUAGCACUCGCGUACGCAUUUCUCCGCUGGGUUCCCAUGAGCAGCUACGCACCGAUUGCUGCCGAACUGACGCUGCUGCGCGCGCUGACCCAGGGUAUCAAGUGGCUCUAUUCAGAAGGAACAUGGCAAUGGCUGCGUAGCUUUUUCUACCACCACGCCAGAUCUGUUCUAGAUAAGCAUGCUCUAAGAGCGUGCUUCUUGUUAUUAAUCCAGGAGCUCAGCGACUGCCUCGAUGCCCAAGUCUUUGCGCACACCGAUCUCAAGAGUCUAGAUAACGUAGCAGAAGAAGUCAUUGCUGCCGUAUACACGUACCCAGAUCUCCACGCGAGGCGUUUCCAAGUGCGCGAAAUCCUGGGAGGACGCAAUUUCAUCGGCUGGAACGCGUUCAUGGCGCAGAUACGAGAAACGUACAUCGGUAUGUCGACUUCUCGAAGGACCCAUCAUGCAUUCGCACGACGUCCACUCCGUAUAGGCUUCAGUCAAGUGCAUCCGGCUCGAAACGACAUUGAAAACUGCUGGAAUGGAGAAUGGCUACUCGAUGUGAACAAGGCCUCAUGGACGUCAAGCGAUGACGUUGAGGCGUGUAAACUGCACGUCCGUUCCAAUCACACCAUUGCAGGCUCGCUAAGUUUCAUGCGCAUAGUACUGGACGGGAAGGAGCGCGUGUUCUCGCAGUUUCCCGACGGCAUGGCCUCGGCCGUUGACGCUUGCCUGUACGGCGACUACGUCGGGGAGGUGCGGGUAGAGCAUCCGGAGCGGUUCGUAGUGUACUUGCAAGUCUACAACUGGUCUUUAUCCAGAAAUGAUCCGUCGUACAAUGUGCACUUGCGCAUCGAGUGCUGGCGCGGUCACAAGCUCUAUAUUAGUGGUGAUACUCUUGCAACUACUGCACCAACCACAUACAUGACGGAUGAAGAAACGUCAUUGUGGGGAGAGAUGUCUCUGCGAACGAAGCAAGAGACCAUGAGUGAAGUACACGCUCGCUAUUUGCAAGAGCACUCUAGAGCACGCUGGAAUACUUCCGUUGCUGCUGAACCAUGGAAGGAAGUAGGCAGGUUUCGGUUGACCUACGCCAAGGUAUAA